This is a messenger RNA of Trichomonas vaginalis G3, 819 nucleotides long. Its product is annotated as phage tail repeat-like family. The annotation marks the transcript as partial. The record is from RefSeq and is a predicted model, not a curated record. NCBI's taxonomy places the organism in Eukaryota, Parabasalia, Trichomonadida, Trichomonadidae. The transcript has a single exon.
AAGAAGGUAGAUAAGGAAUACGUGGAUAGUGAGUUAAUGAAGAAGGCAAAUUUGGUUUAUGUAGAUGAAAAAGAUAAUGAAAUUAAAGAAAAGGUUGAAUGGUAUCAUAAAUGGACAUCGGAGACUUUUAAAGUUAAAGCUGAUACAGGAUGGGUUUCAGGAUGUUUAGACCUUAAAGCAGAUAAAACUUAUGUAGAUGAAAAAGAUAAUGAAAUUAAAGAAAAGGUUGAAUGGUAUCAUAAAUGGACAUCGGAGACUUUUAAAGUUAAAGCUGAUACAGGAUGGGUUUCAGGAUGUUUAGACCUUAAAGCAGAUAAAACUUAUGUAGAUGAAAAUUAUGCAAAGAAGUCGGAAGUAAAUGAUGUGAUUACAAGCAUGAAAAAUGAAAUACUUCAAACAUUAUAUCCUAUAGGCUCUAUUUAUACAUCAAUGAAUUCAACAAAUCCAGCAAGUGUUUUAGGUUUUGGUACAUGGAAGCAGAUUGUAGACAAAUUCUUAUACUGUGCUAAAUUUUCAAAGCAUACAGGAGGUUCAAAGAAAAUUAAAGAAGCAAACCUUCCACCGCACACUCAUACAGGAACGACAAACUUUUCUGGCGACCAUAGACACUCAUUAAGAGACCACCCAUUAUACAACUCAGACUAUGAAGCUGGUUAUGAUGUUUUAUCUCCAUCUUAUAACGAUUCAACAAAAAAGACUUUUCGACAAACUGAACCAGGAGGAAAUCAUGUCCAUACUUUCACAACAAAUCCAACAGGCUUGGGUAAAGAUUACAUGCCACCAUUUGUGACUGUAUUUGCAUGGUACCGAAUGAACUAA